Messenger RNA from Drosophila willistoni, 898 nucleotides. Its product is annotated as antigen 5 like allergen Cul n 1. The transcript has 2 exons. The record is from RefSeq and is a predicted model, not a curated record. The coding region runs from base 33 to 833 and encodes 266 amino acids. NCBI's taxonomy places the organism in Eukaryota, Metazoa, Arthropoda, Insecta, Diptera, Drosophilidae.
GGCAAUUGUAAGCCCACAGCCGAUCAAUAAACAUGGUAGACAUCAAGCAUAAGGAACUUUGCCUGCUUUUCCUAUUUUGGGUUGCCUCAGUCUUUGCCAUCGACUAUUGUGCACUCCCCACUUGUCUGGAUAAGCACAUCGCUUGUAAUAACAAAGGAAAUUUCAGUGUAGAAUGUCCUAGCGAUGUUCGUGAAAUCAAAAUGGACAGCCACCGAAAGCUAAUCUUAAGUAUUUUCAAUGAUCUCCGCAAUAAAGUUGCUGGUGGCUUGAUUGAAAAACUUCCCAAAGCUGUUCGCAUGGCCAAAAUGUCCUGGUGCGAAGAGCUUGCUCAUCUAGCCCUCUUCAAUGUAAAAACCUGUGAAUCCAUAGCCGACAAGUGCCGCAGCACCGAACGAUUUGCCUAUGCAGGACAGAACAAUGCCAUCUUCAGCUACAGCGGUGCCGAGUCCGAGUAUACGGAUGCCGAGAUUAUUAAGGAACAGAUUGAGAAAUGGUUCUCUGAACGUGCCAAUGUCUCACCCGAAAUUCUCUCUAAUUUCCCUGAGGAACUGCCCAACAAAAGCGUUGCCAAGUUCACCAUUGCCGUUGCCGAAAAGAAUACCCACAUUGGCUGUGCCGCUGUAAGGUUCUCCAAGGACUUUUACAAUCACUUUGUGCUUACUUGUAACUUUGCCACCUCCAACAUUGUUGGACAGCCCGUGUAUACACCCGGAGAGAAGGCAACCUCUGGUUGUAAGAACCGCUAUGGAGCUGCUUUCGAUUAUCCCAAUUUGUGUUAUGCCAAGGAGAUUUACGACAACGAAAAGGUGAUCCAGGCCAAGAAAGCAAUUUGAAUCGUUAAAAAUUAUGAAGAUAAAACAUAUGUAAGAUAAUAAAUAGUGAAAUGAUGAGCAUUAAA